Molecule: messenger RNA, 1560 nt
Organism: Rotaria socialis
Lineage: Eukaryota; Metazoa; Rotifera; Eurotatoria; Philodinida; Philodinidae
Source: the annotation of a GenBank genome assembly
AUGGAUACUUUUGAAGUUCGAACAGACGACCUUAUGGCUACUACAAAUGAAACAAAAUCUAUGAGCGAUGUACAAGACGAAGAAAUGACUUCAUUACGCGAUCAUUUCAAAGACAAAAUACGUAUCUUAUCAUCGAUCGGACAAUUCUCUUAUAUUUUAAAAAUUCGACUUGAUCAAUAUGAUAUUUCAUUGACAUUACAAUUGGAUAAGGAUUAUCCAUCAAAACUUCCUGAAAUAAUAAUAACUGCACCUCGCCUUGCUCCCGAUCAAAUCAUAGUUAUUCAACAACUUCUUCAGUCCUAUUGCGAAACAUUACUUAAUAAACCAAUGAUUUUAUCAAUUUAUUCUCGUCUUCUUCAGUGGUUCAAUGAAAAUAAUAUUCAAACAGUCACUGUUCAUUCAAAUGCUAGUAAUAAUAAUCAAGCGAAUUCGACUGUAUCCUCAACACAACGCUCACGAAAAAAUAGUAAAACAAGUAUUUCAUUAGAAACUGCACAACACAAUUACACCAAUGAACAAGAAACAGAACAUCUUAAACGUAGUUCUAUGAAAACUGCUGAAGACGUUAUAGCACGUGUUGAAUGGGAUGAUCUUCUCGAUAAACGACUUUUUCGUGUUGGAUAUGUUGAUCGUUUUCUUGGUAUGCAAGAAAAAUCAUUUGAUGAGUUUGACUUUAAAGUUGAUUUGUCAACUGUAAGUGAUCGACAUUCAAGUAUACUUGCUAUACCGAAACAUCGAAUACAAUAUUUUAAAUAUAAUAAUGAAAUCAUUUGGGAUAAAGAAACACGAACCGAUUUAAUGUUCGGUUCUACUGGAAAUAAACAAACAAUCUAUGAUGUCAUUGAAAGACAUAAAAAUAGUAUGGAAAACACUGAUUCAUCUCGGACGCCUGAUAACGAUAUCAUUGAAAAACCUAAUGUUACCAUUCCUCCACCACGUUACUUGACAAUUACUGACGGUGCCUACAAACCCAAUUAUUUUCUUUCGAUACCUAUGACCGAUCCUAUCUUCAUUUCGAAUUAUUCUAAUUAUCAAGAGCGUUUACUUUCAUCUUAUCCAUCAAUGUUCUCCUCGCAUACGAGUACAUCGAAUCUUCAUUUAACACUAUUAACAUUACAUAUUGAAACAGCAUCACAAAUCGAACAAUGUAUAAAACUAUUCAAUUCUCUUCAAGAUGAAAUUCGAUACCACUGCUCAUAUCCCGAUCCGAUUAAUCUAGAAUUUAAUGAUGUGAAUAUAUUUCACGAUAAAGUCUUGUAUGUUAAAUGUAAAAAAAAUCAACGAUUAGAGAAUUUACGAACAUUAAUCGUUCAACGUUUAACGGAAGAACAACAAAAACAAACUGUUCAUGGUAUUUUUUGUGCUGGAAAUUAUUACGAGUUUGUAGCACAUAUAACAUUACUAAAAUGUAAAAGAAAAUAUUCAUCUAUACAGCACGAAGAAACCAACGAAUUUAAUUUUGGUAAACAAACAAUAGAUUGUGUGCGAUUAUGUUCGAUUGGUAAAAAUGAAAAUAAUGAACAAAAAAACAAUUGUGUUUUUCAGCUCGAUUUGAGUUAA